Meleagris gallopavo (turkey) is the source of this 1311-nucleotide messenger RNA. The record is from RefSeq and is a predicted model, not a curated record. NCBI's taxonomy places the organism in Eukaryota, Metazoa, Chordata, Aves, Galliformes, Phasianidae.
CUCGGAGGUGAGAAACCUGAGGCAAGAUGGGCUGCGUUGGAUUGCAGGGCCCUCACAAGUGGGGAGGCAGUGAGAAGUGGUGCACAAAGCUCGGCGCAGUGCUGAGCGGUGCAGUGGAAAUGGUGCUGCAAACCAAGAGCUUCAGUUAGGGCUGUGAUGGGGUGCCCAGCUGCUCAUCUGGCAGCCUGGGUGCUCUGAGAGUUAGCUGGAGUUGGGCUGCAGGUGGAGGAGUGCUGUGGUGCCUCGUUGAGCUGCCUACCAGUGUCUGCUCCCACCUGGGCUGUGCUGAGCUGUGUGGGACUGCCCGUCCCACCUCCUGUUGUCCUGUCUGCAGGAGCUGCAGCAGUGUUGGCCCUGUCCUGAUCAGUGGCUCCAGCCUCUGCUCUUGCACCUGGUGACAGGAACAAAAGGCUGUGGAGCAUGGAUUAAGUGGAAGUAAUCCCAGCAGGCUUGUGUAUGAAGAAGCAAUAGAAAGGAAAGCUGCUGUUUAGGCAUUUUUGGAGGAUACUAUGAGUCUUGAUACACCAGUGUACAUGUCUGCAUCUGGUGUUUAUGCUUGGUGCUUUGGAUUUUAUUCCCUACCACAGACCAGACCAUGCAUGAGGCUUUCUGCAGAGUUUUUGGACAACACAGGGAUGAGAACUUCAGGAACAAGCAGCAAAUCCCGGGAGUGAACAAACCUCUGAUGCCCUGGAGCUGCUGUUGCACAAAGUGGUGUCUGGCACACUGAGCCCCUCUGGGCUGGAAGUGGGGUAGAGCCCAAAGCUGUCUGCCAUCUGACCAGAAGUCUUGCUGUCAGCGUGGAGGUGCUGCCAGAUGUGGGGCUGACAGGCUGUCUCGGCCUGGAGCUGCUGUGCCAGCUCUGCAGCUGUUCUCUGAGCUGAUGCUGCUGGGAGGAUCACACAUGGAGGAGCUGCUCUCAAGUUGCUGCUUGUGGUGUUCCUGCAGUACUCUUAAUUCUCCCAAGGAGUUGAAUGACCUGGCACGUGAUCCUCCAGCACAGUGUUCAGCAGGGCCUGUUGGUGAUGACAUGUUCCACUGGCAAGCUACAAUAAUGGGACCAAAUGACAGUCCCUAUCAAGGUGGAGUAUUUUUCUUGACAAUUCACUUCCCAACAGAUUAUCCCUUCAAACCACCUAAGGUUGCAUUUACAACAAGAAUCUAUCAUCCAAAUAUUAACAGUAAUGGCAGCAUUUGUCUUGAUAUUCUACGAUCACAGUGGUCCCCAGCACUAACUAUUUCAAAAGGUACCUCCAAUGCUCACUUAAUUUUACUCUGCUCUAAUUACUGAUCUAGGUUUAGAAUGUAAAA